Messenger RNA from Yarrowia lipolytica CLIB122, 2253 nucleotides. RefSeq lists its product as uncharacterized. Lineage: Eukaryota; Fungi; Ascomycota; Dipodascomycetes; Dipodascales. The record is from RefSeq and is a predicted model, not a curated record.
AUGCUGCCGUUGUCUCUAAACGCCCAGCUGUCCAAGCUGGACGUCGAGUUUGACGACGACUUUUUCGAUGAAAUCGACUCGGGCUUGGCCAUGGCGUCCCAGAUGAGCAAACCCAUCGCUCCACCAACUCGAGCAGAUACCAGGAGUAUCCCCACAGCCAAGAGAGAUGUCCGCAAGGACUCCGCAAGAACGGACGCGUCGGAAACACGAAUCCAGGCAGACAUUACGAUGAUGGCCCCGGACCUGAACCCCAAAGAUGCCGAGAUCAUGUACAAACAGCUGGACAUAGAAAACAAGGAGCUGAAGCGAGAACAGACCAAGCAGCAGGAUCUAAUGCGUCUGGCCGAGAACAAACUGGCCACAGCAACAGCACGACACAACCACGAGCUUGCAAUGGCUAAAAAACAGCACAUAUCGGUCACUGCAGAGCUGGAAGAGAAGGUCAAGGCUCUACAGCUGGAGGUGGAGAGACAGAACUCCAAUUUUGCAUUUCUACAACAGGAGCUCGAGAUCACCAACAAGGAGUCUAGGAGCAGUGUCCACAAGCCCGGUACUCAGAGGUCACGCAGUUCCAGGGACCACAGCGUGACCAAUGUGACUCGAGAAUCGGACAACCCCCGAAAGCGGAAAAUCUCGGGGGCUGACGAAUGGGGCGCCAUGUUGCCCAAGAGAGCAGCCAAAGUGGCGACGAUUGACCUGAACGAGGAAGAAGAGGCUGAUUUCCCCGAUCUUGACGGACCACGGUUCAGCAAGUCAGCCAGACCGACAAUGGCUGACAAGAGAAACACUCAUAGACAGGGGAAUGGCAAUGGUCACAAACGAGCGCCAAGCAAUAUGGAAAACGAGACUAUUGAUCUGAUUGACGACAUUGAUACGGAUUUCAACGACAUUGAUGUCGUCUUGACUACUGAGGCACGACCCAAGAUGACUUCAAAGGCUGUCGUUUUCAAGGGCACAAACGAGGCAUCCUGGAAACACGUUCAGAGUACCCGAUACGCAGAUAUUGUUGCUGAGUACUUUUAUACCAAACAAAAGAUUCCCCAGGGCGAGAUCGUGGCCGAAACACCGGCUUUGCCGUUCUAUCUUCAAGACGAUAAGGCUUUGGAUGGGGUUAUCAAGACAAUGAAGGACGCUCUACUAGACAAUAUCAACAAUUUGAAUCAUUUUGACAUGGCCCAACCCUUCCAUUACCUUCGAGAAGCCAAUCUGAACGUGGAGGUACUAAACAACAUCUAUACCUCGAUUGUGGCACCAGGAACACAUCUGAUUCCAGCUGCAGAUAUAACUGUUCUCUGUGAAUGGGUCAUCAAGUGUCGCCUGUUGGAGGAUACACGGCCUCUCUGGCAGGUUGAUCAGAACAUUACUCCUGAAGUGUCUGAAGAGAAGGGCCGUAAGAAGUCCUCCAGGGCAAGAAGAGCUGCUGCACGAAGAAGAGGAAUCAAGCCUGACUGGAUGAAUUUUGACAGCACUCUUGCGGAGCAGUCAUUCCGUACUUCAAGCAAUUUCCAGGCCGAUAUCUGCUACAAUAUGUACGCGACAGCAUGCCACGUGGUUCGGUUUCUGAGAAACUACGUCGAGUUACAGUACAAUCAAUGGACUCGAGGUAGUCCCAGAGAAAAGGAUGUUACCAGUUUGAUUAAGAUGUGUGUCUUUCUCAAUAAUCUGUCGAUAGCCACUCUCAGAUGCGACUCCAUGGACAUCUUAUGUACCAUUGUGGCCGAGUUUAAUCCCGACCCUGAAGUCACAGAGUCUCUAGAGACCAAACAAAAGAUUACCCCCUUUAGCGCCAAAUUGACGGCCCCAAAAGAUCGAUUUUACUGUGUUGGGUUCGAUCUCAACGUCAAGGGAUACAGUGACGGGAUGAGAUCGCCCUCAGAACCUCUUAUUCCUUGGUCCAAGAUUCUCAACGAUCUAGAUGGAGAGCUGGUGGCGCCUCUUCGCAAGUUCCAGAUCCUGGCAUGCAGAAAAGUGAUGCGACUUUUCUAUUUAUUAUGGAAGACCGAUUUUGCGCUAUCUCACAUAUCCGAUCCUGCCUACGCUGAAAUGUGGAUGUUUUCCGAAGUCGUGGAGACUCUGACUAGAAGUCUGGACAACUACAGCGAUCCCCAGCUUAGUAAAGAUUGCAUUCGGGUCUUAUCGCUAUUGAAGGAUGACGGGAUUCCAAAAUUAACCCGAAGGCUCUUUCUGUCUUGUCUCAGUCGCCUACAGGAUAUAGGUAUUCCUGAACUCCAUACGGUGGCUGCCAUGGCUUGA